Molecule: messenger RNA, 645 nt
Organism: Paramuricea clavata
Lineage: Eukaryota; Metazoa; Cnidaria; Anthozoa; Malacalcyonacea; Plexauridae
Source: the annotation of a GenBank genome assembly
AUGCAAGAAGCGCUUGAUACAAUGAACGACUGGGCACUCAGAAACAAGAUGAAACUUAACGCGAAAAAGACGAAAGACAUGUGGAUCUGCUUUAAAGCUGCAAUUCCGGAACCACCAUCACUUAAGAUUGGCGAUGAUACGAUUGAAAGAGUAAACUCGUUCAAGCUGUUAGGUCUUUGGAUUAAUAAUACCCUUAAAUGGGACACCCACAUUGAAGAAAUUACAAAGAAAGCAAACAAACGCCUAUUUUACCUACGGGAAUGUCGUCGAGCAAAUCUACCAACCAAAGUGGGUUUAACAUGCUAUAAAACCAAAUUAAGACCGGUUCUGGAAUAUGCGGCCCCAAUAUGGGGUGGUCUGCCACAAUACCUUACAGACGAACUGGAGAGUAUCCAGACUAGAAGCCUGAAAAUUAUUGGGCUACCUUCUGAUUCUCUUCAGUCUCUACAGCAACGUCGGGAUAAUCUUGCCAUUCGUGAGUACAAGAAAAUCAUUAAUGAUGAAACGCACUCAUGCAGGAAAUAUACACCUGACAUAGUGACGAACACGUAUGACUUAAGAACACCAAAAUCUCUUCCCCAAUUUUUCUCAUACACUAAGAGGCAUGAACUAUCGUUUAUUCCAGGAACAAACUCGCUAUUAUAG